AAGCCGGCGGGCAGAUCUUAUCUCGCCGUCCUAGCUGCGUCAGGCAACACAGGAGAAGGUUGUCACCGGCAUACUUGUGUCACCGGGAUACUUGAUUCCCUCAACAUCGAGACCCGUCCCGCCGAAGUGUAUCGGAUGGGUCGUGGUGUUGAGGGAAAGCCUCGUCUUGUUAAAUGCGUUUUUUAUUCUAGACGUAUUUCCUUUGACAUUUUGUCUAAGGCACAUAGGUUGCGCUCGACGCACGAAUAUAGGGAUGUAUAUAUUAGAAAAUCAAUGACUAUUGAUGAGCGCAAGAAAGAUCGCGAAUUACGGGAGAGAGCACGUGAACUUAACAGGAAAGAAGGUGAGCGAGUCUAUGUAAUUUACAGAGGUGAACUUGUGAAGACUAAGGAUAUUCCAAAUUUAGCCAAAAGGGGAAGCAAUGCUCCUUCGUUCAAAAUUGCUGAUUCUGAACUCUGCUCGGUCUUCCCAUACUCAGUAGUUCGCAAAGAUAGAGUUGGGAAGACCGGGGGAGGAGUAUGUGCGCUCCUGCACAACUUUUUCCUUUAUGAUGAAGUCAAGUUCGAUUGUAAGGUUCUUAGCGCCGAUGUUCUCUGCUUUGAUGUUUUUUUGCCAUCCUCUCGUAAUCAUAGGUUUCUCCUCAUAUAUCGCCCCCCACAGUCUACCCUGUCUCAAGAUGAACAGCUAGUUACAGUGAUUUCUGACCUAGUUUCGACCUCUCCGCAUCAUGUGACCAUUCUGGGGGAUCUGAACCUAAAUAUUGACUGGUGUUCACAUGUGGCGCUCAACUCCGAAGCACAAAAGUUUCUUAGUGCUUUUGAAAGUCUUUCUUUGGAGCAACUAGUAACAUUUCCCACUAGAGGAAAUAAAAUUCUUGACAUCAUUUUGGCAGACGGCAAUUUCAUCUCAGAUAUUUCAGCUCGUGCACCUUUUGGGAGCUCAGACCAUGACAUGAUUUCAUUUAAUAUAUCCGAAUGCGGCUUUCAAAACAAAUUGACACGCUUCAUUGAUUUCUUGCAUGCCGAUAAAGGGAAAAUUAGGCAAGCCCUUUCUGACAUUGACUGGUUAGAAGUUUUAAAUUUCUACGCUGAUGCUGAUGAUGCAUAUAACCGUUUCGCCAGUGUCAUUCACAACAUUAUUUCUCGGCACGUGCCCAUUAAAUAUUUCGAGAAAUGCGCAUCCAGUCGUUACCCCAAACAUAUCGUUAAUCUUUUCGAACAACGUGAAAGGCUGUUCCAUUCUUUUAAACGGCCUUCUAUGAAUCCGCUUUUUAUUGAGGUUUCGCGUAAACUUGACUUUCAUUUGAAGCGUUUUCUGGCAUACAAAGUAAGGAAAAUGGCUCAAAGUAACCAUAUGAAGAAGCUUUACGAGUUUAUUAAAAAAACUCCGAUGGGCGCAAGUAUUCAACUGAUGCUUCCAAAGCGGAAGCUAUCGCGGACUACUUUGCCAGUGUUUUUGGAAAGGCAAGCAGUGGUAUACAAUCAUUGCCAUCAUCAGUCUCUAACGAAUGCUUUGAAAUGCCAAUAG
Messenger RNA from Cooperia oncophora, 1527 nucleotides. The record is from the annotation of a GenBank genome assembly. NCBI's taxonomy places the organism in Eukaryota, Metazoa, Nematoda, Chromadorea, Rhabditida, Trichostrongylidae.